Nycticebus coucang (slow loris) is the source of this 586-nucleotide messenger RNA. RefSeq names its product transmembrane protein 256-like. The record is from RefSeq and is a predicted model, not a curated record. Bases 255 to 515 code for a protein of 86 amino acids. The transcript has a single exon. NCBI's taxonomy places the organism in Eukaryota, Metazoa, Chordata, Mammalia, Primates, Lorisidae.
GACUGUUCCGGCCCAGGCCUGCUAAACAGCAAUGACAACCGCAACAAGAAAACAGCCGGGCGUUGUGGUGGGCACCUGUAGUCCCAGCUACUUGAGAGGCUGAGGCCAGAGAAUCACUUAAGCCCAAGAAUUUGAGGUUGCUGUGAGCUGUGACACCAUAGCACUUUACUGAGGGCGACAGAAUGAGACUGUUUCAAAAAAAUAAAUAAAAAGGGCCUGGGUGGUGUUGGUCCGGCGCGUGACCAUUCACUGCCAUGGCGGGCGCGGGGACAGCUUUCCGCCGCCUGGGCGCCUUGUCCGGAGCUGGGGCCCUAGGGUUGGCCUCCUACGGGGCGCAUGGUGCCCAAUUCCCAGAUACCUACGGAAAGGAGGCCGGGUUACUACUAGCCUCUGGAACCACGUUAUUCUGCACCAGCUUUUACUACCAGGCCCUGAGUGGAGACCCCAGCAUCCAGACUUUGGCCCCUGUGGGAGGGAGCCUGCUACUCUUGGGAUGGAUGGCCUUGGCUCUUUGAGCUCUCUUUUGUUUAAUUGCUGAGUUUACUGGAUAAUUUUUUGAGAUUUGGAGCAGGAAGGGGAUAGGGCG